This is a messenger RNA of Cydia strobilella, 8235 nucleotides long. It is a transcript of the gene Uggt, whose product is annotated as UDP-glucose:glycoprotein glucosyltransferase. Gene Ontology annotation, cellular component: endoplasmic reticulum. The record is from RefSeq and is a predicted model, not a curated record. Lineage: Eukaryota; Metazoa; Arthropoda; Insecta; Lepidoptera; Tortricidae. Bases 160 to 4869 code for a protein of 1569 amino acids. Gene Ontology annotation, molecular function: UDP-glucose:glycoprotein glucosyltransferase activity. The transcript is spliced from 28 exons.
GCCUUCAACGCGACAACGCGGAGUUAAAAGAAGCAAAAUUUCAUUCUUACCACGUUAAUACGUGUAAUUAAAAUGUAUUACGUGUUUUAAUUUGUACAUACAAUUAUUUUAACGUUCUAAUAUUGGUUAAGUAACCAAUAAUUUGGUUUUUUGUACAUAAUGACCGCCUCCGGCUUUAGACUUUGGGUAGUUAUUUUAGCCCUUGUUAUUGUUACUUCUGCACAUUUAAAUCCUAAAAGAGAUGAGAAAAAAGCGAAGUCAGUCACUAGUUUCGUUAGUGCUAAAUGGGAAGCAACACCAAUUGUUCUAGAGCUAGCUGAAUAUCUUGCUACUGAAAGCUCCGACUUGUUCUGGUCAUUUGUGGAUGGUAUAAAUUCGUUAAAAUCUACUCUUGAAGAAUUAGAGACUGACAUAGAUAUAUACAAUGCAUGCAUUGGUGUUGCCAGCUCGUUGCUGGCACCAGCACAGUUGCGAAUGGCUAAACUGGCAUUAUCCAUGCACACCACGUCACCGACUGUCCGAAUGUUUGAUGAGAUUGCGGCACAGAACGGGGCCAAGAGUGUUGCUUGCCCUACUUUUGUUUCCAUUGCUUCAAGACAAGUUUGUGAUAAUGAUGUGUUACGUGAUAUUCUCAAAUCAUAUAACAAAUAUGAGCCUGAAGAACACAGAUUGGAGACAUAUUUGCUGGACCAUUCGUAUCCAAGCAGUGACAACAAAACUCUUACUGCCAUAUUGUAUGGAGAGCUUGGUUCCAAAGAUUUUACUAGCAAACAUAAAAUCUUGACAGCUUAUGCAGACAGAGGAGUAAUCAAUUAUGUUGCCAGGUGGAAUGUUAAGACUAGUGGUAAGCCCAAACUGCGACUGUCUGGUUAUGGAGUUGAACUACAACUGAAGAGUACUGAAUAUAAAAGUCAAGAUGACUCUACUCCGAAGGAAUCUGAGAGCAAUGAAGCUUCUCAAGCUAAUGAGGAAGAUGAUGAGAAUGACCCACAAAAUCAGAUUGAUGGAUUUAACUUUGGAAGAUUAAAGAAUCUGUUUCCUGCUUUGCGUACGCCGCUGGAGCGUUUUCGCCGGCACUUGUCCGAGUCGAGCGAAGAGCUUGCGCCUCUGAAGGUGUGGCAAAUGCAAGCACUGAGCAUGCAGGCGGCCGCCGCGGUGGCCGAUGCAGCCGAUGCUGGGGGCGAUGAGCCACUCAGGGUUCUCGCUUCAAUUGCGCAAAACUUUCCAAUGCAGACUAAGUCGCUGAUACACGUGAACGUGCCGCGCUCGUUCCGCGACGAGGUGCUGUUCAACCAGGACGUGUGGGCGUCGUCGCUGGGGCUGCGCGCCGCGGAGCCGCUGCUGCUGGUGUCGGGCGCGCAGUACGACGCCGAGGACGUGGACGUGCUGGCGCUGCUGGCCGCGCUGCGCGAGGACAUCGGCCCCAUGAACACAUUGCAUGCGCUCGGUCUGUCAAAAAAACUGAUCAACACCCUAAUGUCCAUGGAAGUGGGCGAGUCGUUCACCUGGGAGGAAUACGGGCUGGACAUCCGAGACACGGCGGUGACGUGGCUCAACGACCUGGAGUCCGACGAGCGCUACCGCCGCUGGCCGUCUUCCUACAUGGAGCUGUUGAGACCGACGUACCCUGGCAUGCUCAGGAAUCUUAGGAGGAAUAUUUACAAUUACGUGAUAGUAGUGGACCCGACAUCGUUGUCCUCGACGCCGCCACUGAAGCUGGGCGAGACGUUACUGAAGCACGCGACGCCGGUGCGCGUAGGGCUGGUGCUCGCGGCGGGUGUCGACGCCGCGCUUACCGCUGCCGUGCGUUGCGCUUUCAACUACGUGGCGCAGGAGAAGAACUCUAACAAGGAGGCCUUCUACUUCCUUACCCAGCUCGUCCACUCGACUCAAAACGAACCAAUCAACAUCGAACACGUAAAGACGAACUUAAAGAAAUAUGUGAGCUCAAGUGGGAGCAAUAUAGACGACAUUAUUUCCGAAGAUUCCGAGUAUAACUUCGGCAGCCAGUUAGCUGAAGAAUAUGUAUCCAAAAUUGGCACCAAUAAGUACCCACAGGUGUUGAUAAACGGCGUGCCGCUGUGGGACGACGGGCCGACGCCCGUGACGGCCUCCGUGGAGCUGCUGGAGGAGGCGCUGGUGUCCGCGCUGUCGCGGCACACAGGCCGCUUCCAGCGCGCCGUGUUUAGGGGCGAGCUCUCCGAUAUGGACGAUGCCGUUGACUUCCUUAUGAAGCAGUCGCAUAUCAUGCCCAGGUUAAACAAACGUAUCCUCAGCUCCGAACCCUCCCAGUACUUGGACUUGUCGGGUGUGCCUGCUUCUAGUGAAUUUUUCACGGAAGAAAAAGUUCAUAGAAUGUUACAAUUGACAGGACGCGACGCAAUAGCAACCGCCCUGCCGCUUCUCAGAUAUUUCGCCAAGUCUGGCACACCGGAGAAGAUCACGCAAACUAUCUGGAUCACUGGCGAUCUCAACCAAAAACUUUCUAGGGAACUGCUAAACAAUGCUCUUACUUUCAUGAGAGAUUCGCGUGGAGUGCGCGUGGCUUUCAUUCCAAACGUGGACGGAUCGUCUAGAGCGGACCAGUCUCUCAACAAGGUGGUCCUCGCGGCGCUGACGGCGCUCGACCCUGCCAAGGCCACCAAAUACGUCACGCAGCUCUUGGAAGACGAGGGCUGCCACGAAAGACAGGAUUGCGAUAUAUUGCCGGAGUUGGUGCCUGCGUUGAACCGCUACGACUGGGUGCUGAAGGCGGCGCGGGUGCUGUGCGCGCGCAGCAUGAAGCUCCGCGCCGGCGCGCGCGCAGUCCUCCACAACGCUCGUCUCAUCGGCCCGCUAGACGGGGACGAGCGGUUCACGCUUGACGACUUCCUGCUACUAGAGAGAUUUAGCAGCAACAUGUAUGCCGAUAAAUUAGCAGAAAUAUUUAAUAAGAAAAAAACUGUGACAAAUGAAGUUACUGAUGAUGACGAAGAAGAACAAUACGACGUAUCGAAGCUGAGCGCGGACGAGAUGCUGAAGGCGGUGUCGGUGCUGGCGGCGCGCAGCCCGCGCUCGCGCACGCCGCUGCCCGCGGGGCUGCGCGCCGACCACUCGCUCGUGGAGCUGCCGCCGCUGCACACAGACGAGGCCGCCAUUGAGAUCGUGGCAGUGCUAGACCCCGCGUCGACCGCAGCGCAGCGCGUGGCGCCGCUGCUGCUGGUGCUGCGGCGCGUCGUCAACUGCCGCGUCAAGCUCUUCCUCAACCCGCAGGACAAGAACUCCGACAUGCCCCUCAAGAGUUUCUACCGCUACGUGCUGGAACCCGAGCUGCAGUUCACGAGGUCGGGCGCGGCGGCGGGCGGUGCAAUGGCGCGCUUCGCGCGGCUGCCUCACGCGCCGCUGCUGUCGCUGGACCUGCGCACGCCCGCCAACUGGCUCGUCGAGUGUGUCAAGUCCGUGUACGACCUGGACAACAUAAGGCUGGCUGACGUCGACACGGUAGUGCACAGCGAGUUCGAGCUGGAGUACCUGCUGUUGGAGGGGCACGCGUGGGACGCGACGCUAGGCAACCCGCCGCGCGGGCUGCAGCUGGUGCUGGGUCCGCGCGCGCGCGCUGACACUGUCGACACCAUCGUCAUGGCCAACCUCGGCUACUUCCAGCUCAAGGCCAACCCCGGCGCCUGGACGCUGCGCCUGCGACCCGGCCGCUCUGAUGACAUCUACCAGAUUAUUGGGCACGAAAACACGGACACACCCGCCGGCAGCGAAGAAAUCCAAGUGCUGAUGAGCUCGUUCCGUAGCCACGUGAUUAAACUACGAGUGAGCAAGAAGCCAGACAAGCAGAACCACGACCUGCUCGUCGACAACGAGGACAUCAACCAGGGCGGCAUAUGGAACUCCAUCGCCAGUUCUUUCGGUGGCGGCGAGGAUGCGGAGUCGCAGGAACAGACUAUAAACGUGUUCUCCGUGGCUUCCGGGCAUCUCUAUGAGCGCUUCCUGCGCAUCAUGAUGCUGUCGGUGCUCAAGCACACCAAGUCGCCCGUCAAGUUCUGGUUCCUCAAGAACUACCUCAGCCCGUCGCUAAAGGAUAUUCUCCCGUACAUGGCCCAAGAGUACGGAUUCGAGUACGAGCUGGUGCAGUACCAGUGGCCGCGCUGGCUGCAGCGGCAGCGCGACCGGCAGCGCACCAUCUGGGGCUACAAGAUCCUCUUCCUCGACGUGCUGUUCCCGCUCCACGUCAAGAAGAUCAUCUUCGUCGAUGCGGACCAGAUCGUCCGCGCUGACCUGAAGGAGCUAGUAGACUUAGACUUGGGCGGCGCGCCUUACGGGUACACGCCCUUCUGUGAUACUAGAAAGGAAAUGGAAGGAUUCAGGUUCUGGAAGCAAGGGUACUGGCGCAACCACCUGCAGGGCCGCAGCUACCACAUCAGCGCGCUGUACGUGGUCGACCUCAAGCGCUUCCGGCGCAUCGCCGCCGGCGACCGUCUGCGCGGCCAGUACCAGGCGCUCAGCCAGGACCCCAACAGUCUUUCCAACUUAGAUCAAGAUUUACCGAACAACAUGAUUCAUCAAGUUGCGAUAAAAUCCCUACCACAGGAGUGGCUCUGGUGCGAGACAUGGUGCGAUGAAAAUACAAAACCACAAGCGAAAACAAUCGAUUUGUGUAAUAACCCGAUGACGAAGGAGGCGAAGCUGUCGGCGGCGAUGCGCAUCGUGCCCGAGUGGAGCGAGUACGACGGCGAGGUGAAGGCGCUGCAGGCGCGCGUGCGCCGCGGCCUCUACCAGGCCGCCGACCACGACCAGGAAAUCGAGACCAACAUUCACGACCCAAUCACAACAUCAAGUGAUGAUACAGGUCGUCUCCACGACGUACACACAGAGUUAUGAUGAGGUGUAUGUAUGUAUGUAUGAUAUUUUAAUAUUUUACCUGAUGUCGGUUUUUGUUAUACGUUACAAGCAAUAAUAUGUGUGUAUAUUAAGACAAUUGUACAUUUUAAACGGAACCACCAAACAUUCUUCGCUAUAACAUUUCCGUAUCGUUUAUUGUUUGUGUACAAUUUGUUGGAGGCUCGAUACAUACAAACAUACGCUGGACUAGAAGGUUCAAUAAGGAAAUAUUUUACUUGAAUAUUUUCACAAAUGUUGUAAAAACAUGUUCGUUCAGAAAGUUGCCUUAUCAAAGAUUGAUAAUGUGAAAUGGAUUGCCAAUAAAUGUACGCCCGAUGUUUCCAGUUAGCAAGAAUGCGACUAGUAUAAGGUGUUAUAUUGUAACAUUUAGUAUCAAUUUCGUUUUACAUUAACUGACAUCAGUUCGUAGCACGUAAGCAUAGUAUGAUUUCAAGUGAUGUUAAUGUAUGGUGGUUUGAGACAUGUACAUGUAAUAUGGUGCGAACGUUUUGAUUUAAUUGUUUUGUUAUAAAUUAUCGAGGUACACGAGGUACACGCCUCGCCUGCAUUGUUUUUAUCGCACGUUUGUUGUACAAUGUAUUAUUAAUCAGUAACUCUUUUCCUUUGAUUUCGUUAUAUGUUACAGAAUUCUUGUUAGUGUAAUCAACUGCAUGUUUUAUUUCUCAAUCCCAAUUAAUCCAAUUAUUUUGGCAAGAAACGAACGCUAGUUUACCUGCAGCGUAGCCUUGUACCGCAAAGAUACAAGCUAAGAUCAAAUUUGUAACCCUUAAACAAUAUGAAAGGUUAGUAAUAAGGUUGUUGAUUUUCUCAUUACUGUAAAACUGUUGUUUAGUCAGAAUGUAGAUGUAAUAAUUAUUUGUACAACAAGAGAGCAAAGUUAGAUAUUUCAUCGAGCGCUUAUUUUUAAUUCCCGUGCAAGUGCACGAGCGUAGCGAGUGAAUCUUAUUUAGGAUCUUGAGCGUAGCAAGGGACUCAAAAGCACACGAGAUGUAAAUAGACUUUUCGCCUCAGCAGUGAGAACAUAUUUAGGAAGGAAGAAUACAACCUGAAAAAAAUUUAAUCCUUCAUCACUUUUUCGCUCAUCUUUUCUUAAGAUACUCUAAGAAUUAAGUUUAAUUACCGCAAUAAAACACAAAAACAAAACGAAAUAAAUUUCAUUGAAUUAACAUGAAAUAACAUCAACUGACAGCUUAAUCGACAACUUAAAAAAAAAAAACAAGUUGGGGUUCGAAUUGUAGAUACUAUAUUUAUCAAAUAUAGUAAAGAUCGUUAAAAGUAGAAUUAUAUAUUUUGCGUGAUAAUCUUUGUAUUUUUUUAAGUUCAUUAUUUUUAUUGUAAAAUAAAAUACGUUAAAUUUAGUGUUAUAAUUAAAUUUGUUUUUUUUUUUUUAAAUAAUUAUUUAUUACGAAUUCAUACUCGUAGGUGUUUUGGACCGAUGCUUUCUGAUUCUGACUUAUUUCGGGGGUCUAUUAUAAACCGUCAAUAUACCGUUGACGUUUGAACUUUUUUUGUCUCUUUCUUUUUGUUAAUGACGUGAAAGGGACAGAGGGAAUAGAAUCCAAGUAUUUCGAACUUGUAUUAGGCCCCACUUGUCGAAAUGACAUUCGAGUAUAAAGGUUACUUGAAUGUCAUUUUGUCUCACUCAGUGAGCAAAAUCCGAUUUUGUUCACUAUUUUUAAGUAGCAAAGUACCAUUGUUCGUGCUGCUGAGGUGAAAAAAUAAUUGUGUUUAUCCGCUGUGACCAACCCUUUCAAUGAUUGUCUUAGUUAACCGCUAGAUGAUGAACUUCGCUCAUUAGUGAGAUAAAUGUUUCACGCCAUGAAGUGAGAAAUAGUUGCAUUUCACAUUAUCCCAGUAUAUGGCUAGCUCGUGUCGACGUGGCUCGUGGUGGCAAAAUAUAUACUAGCGAUGUAGAUUAAACAGAGAUUUACGAGUAAGAGCACAGUAUAAAAUAAUUAGAGUUAAUCAGGUUCCGGCAGGACCAGUCCAGGUGAAUGAUCACACACACACACACACACACACACACACACACACACACACACACACACACACACACACACACACACACACACACACACACACACACACACACACACACACACACACACACACACACACACACACACACACAUACACAGCUAUAUAGAGUAGAUACCUAAUGAUUGCAUGUACAUUGUAUUUUCGAAAUAAUUAAAUUAUCUUUGGUUUGAACGAUUAAGACUGUGGGGUAUCCCAUACCCAUAUUUAUUCUAUUCUAUAGUAAUUAGUACAAAAAUAUUAUUUUUCACCUCAGCAGCUCGAACAAGCCUACUUUCAUCACUCCCUGGAGUGAGGAAAGUGCUACUUUCCUCACUCCAGGGAGUGAAACAAUGCAGCUUUUUAAUUUAGUGAAGGCCAUGAACUUCAUACUACGGUACAGUACGGUACGGUACGGUACGGUACGGUCCGGUCCGGUCCGGUCCGGUCCGGUCCGGUCCGGUCCGGUCUCGUAUUGUAUCGUAUCGUAUCGUAUCUUAUCGUAUCGUACAUAUUAUAAUACUUUUUUUCUGUUUAUUCUGUGUAAUUCGAAAUACAUUUUAACCUUUAAUAUGUUCUCACUACUGAGGUGAAAAAUGAUGUGUGCAACACGAGAGCAAUCAUUUACAUCUCGUGUUUUUGAGUCCCUCGCUACGCUCAAGAUUCUACCUUAGAAUCUUUCGCUUUCUCUGGACUCAAAAUAAACACUCGCAAGAAAAACCAACUUUCCUCUCUUGUUGCACAAAUAACUAUUGCUAAUCCGCGAAAAGAUAACGUAACGCUGAACAUUCACCUUCCAUCAUCAUUUAGUACCACGCAACUUCUGUCACCUUAUAGUAAGUCUAUAAAUAAAAUAGUCGAAUCUAGCCUCACCGCUUCCUUUCUCCAAAUUGUAUGAAUUCUCCGGCUAUUUUCGCGAUGUUCCGAUGACCUUCUAGGACUAAAUAUUGACCUUAAACAAAGGAACAUUCCGAACACUACGCCUGCAGAAAGUGAUACGAACAUUGUAGACGUGAUUUGGUGGCUCAAUUAGAUACGCUAACGUCUUCCAAUCCACUUUCCAGAUGGCUUACAGCGGUAUUUGAUUAAGCUUUCAAAACUUCGUUCUUACUAUUUUGCACUUUUAACACGCAUGUUCCAUUGUCUAUGAUUAUAACUCUUUACUCUUUGACUAUAGGGAUACUACCUACGGGAUGUCAAACCAAUGUUCCUAAAUUGAAUAAAUUGUAGCAAUUUGUUACACUUGUAGUAUCCGGUCCGCGUAAAUAUGUGAAUUCAAACUUUCCUGCUUUGGCAAUAUCAUAAACAUAAAUAAAUGUCAACAGUCAA